GGGGUUUGAGGGGGGUAAGCGGCAGGGGGAGCGAGGGAGAGAGCGAUGGGUGUUGUUCUGCCGCUGAGCUGAGAUAGCGAGCGUGUCGCAGAGAUGGAGAUGUGACAGGCUUCUGUAGUCGCAGGUGGAAUGAUCCGGAAAACAAGGUUUCUAACCAGCCAAGCAUCUCUCCAAGGUCACCCAGUAAAGAGAGAACAAAUGCAGCUGAGGGGACUCAAACUGCGACGAGGAAACCCAGUGACACUCCCUGGAAGUCGUUCCAGGAACUAAGUGGCGUGAGAAAGAGGAACUAAUGUAUGGAGUCAUGGAGUGAUAGAAAGAGAGACGCAAUCCUAAGAGAGCAAUGAAUAAAUAACCAAGACGACGGCCGGGAUGCGUGAGGAUGGAGCGGGCGGAGGAGUGAGGGGGGCUGCACAGGCGAGGAAGAGAGGUAAAUAUCGCUGCCUCCUGGACGCCCAUCCUGGCAGAACUCAAGCCUUCAGGAUAUAGACACGUUCCAUGCAACCAUGAGAUGGUCAGAUCAAAAGGCCUUUGAGAGGAUUUAGAGAAAAGUGGAUUUCCCCCUCAUUAAACUGUGGUCUCCACCUCAGACUACCAGGCCGUGGAUGGGGCGAGGAAUUCUGAAUUUUCUAGGUUGUGUUCCUCCAUAGAAGAUAUUUUGGAAUUUCUAAAACCUGGCUGGCUUUCUCACAACGACCCACAGCCGCCAUCUUUUGAUGACAGGACACGGUUUGCGCUCACACACACAGAAAGCCCACGCAAACCCCCCUAUGCAACAGCCCCCUCUUCCUCCUCUGGGUCAACAUAAGCAAAAAAAACCUGGGGAGAGAUACCAUAUGUGGUACACACACAACAACAACUACCUGGAUAACAUGUGCAGCUGAUUCCAGUUGUCGAGCACAGACGUUACAGGUCUGUGGAUAGACUGGCUUUCUACCAUGCCUGCCCCCCCAACCCUACAUCCCAGCAGAACCAGACGCCUGCCUUCCACACAUGGCCACCCUGAUCUAAAGACCAACCAUUCCACCUUCCCUUCCCUCUUCCCUCCAUCCAUCCUUUCGCUUCCUCAUACCCCAAAGCCUAGCUCAUCUCUGCCCUCCUCAUCCCACCUCAUCCCAUGCUUGGGGGUUUCUAGGAGAGCCCUUUCAAGCGGAGCCCCGUUCCCGGCUUUUCACUGGCUAGCCCUGGUCACAUGCUGCCUGCUGCCCUCUCUGAUCGGAGCAGGGGAGACGUGGGGUGUGGUGUCGGCCUGUCCCUUCCACUGCGUGUGUCGGAACCUUUCCGAAUCACUCAGCACACUCUGUGCUGACAAAGGGCUCCUGUUUGUGCCGCCGCACGUUGACCGACGCACCGUGGAGCUGCGGCUGGCUGACAACUUCAUCACAGAAGUGGGAGGGAAUGACUUUGUCAACAUGAGCGGAUUGGUCGAUUUGACUCUAUCAAGAAACACCAUCCACCUGAUCCGACCCAUGGCCUUUGCUGAUCUGGAGAGCCUCCGUUCCUUGCAUCUCGAUGGUAACCGACUAACAACAGUGGGCCCCAGGGACCUUGCAGGGCUGGUGAAUCUACAACAUCUAAUCAUUAAUAACAAUCAGCUGGUCAAAGUGUCUGGGCAGGCAUUUGAUGACUUCUUGCUCACCUUAGAGGACCUUGACCUGUCCUACAACAACCUCAGAAGGGUACCCUGGGAGUCCAUUCAGAACAUGGCCAGCCUGCACACUCUGAACCUGGACCACAACCUCAUAGACCACAUAGCGGAAGGAGUCUUUGGAGAGCUCUAUAAGCUUGCCAGGCUGGAUAUGACCUCCAACCGGCUAAGGACCCUGCCGCCCGAUCCUCUCUUUGCAAGGUCCCAGACAGGUGCAAUAAGCCCCACCCCCUACAAUGCAGUCAUAAGCCUGAAUUUUGGGGGGAACCCACUGCACUGCAACUGUGAACUUCUGUGGCUGAGGCGGCUUAUCCGAGGAGACGACAUGGAGACCUGCGCCACACCUGUGCACCUGGCUGGAAGGUACUUCUGGUCGAUUCCUGAGGAGGAGUUCACAUGUGAGCCCCCUCUCAUCACCCGCCACACUCACAAGCUGUGGGUUCUCGAAGGCCAAAGGGCCACCCUCAAGUGCCGCUCCAUUGGAGACCCUGAGCCCGUGGUGCACUGGGUGUCACCUGACGAUCGCAUCAUCGCCAACUCCUCCCGGACCAGCUCCUUCAACAACGGCACGCUGGAUAUCUUAGUGACAGUGGCCCGGGACGACGGGGCGUACACGUGCAUCGCAAUUAAUGCAGCUGGUGAAGCAACCGCCACCGUUGACCUUAAAAUAAUCCCACUCCCUCACCGGGGCGGAGCAGGCGGUAAUAAUGUGAACAAUAAACACAGGAAUGUGACCAAUGGGAUUUUACGAACUGAUCCGGGAUCCUCGGAUAUUAGCACAGGGAUAAACGGCGUGGGACGCGGCGCUGACGUGGAGGACGCAAAAAAAGGUGGCGCCGAGAAUGAGGAAGGUGACGGCAGCAGGCCGACCGAAGGGGAGAGGGCUGAAGAGGGGAACAUGGAGAACGAGGACGGGGAUGAAGAGGAGGAAGAAGGGAGGAUGGUUGGCGUCCAAGGAGUAACGUCCACCUCCGCUCAGAUCCGAUGGGACUUGGGACCCUCAUCUGGAGCUUACGUUGUGUGGAUGUAUCAGAUACAGUACAACUGCACUGUGGACGAAACACUCAUCUACAGGAUCCUACCCUCCACCAGUGACCGCUUCCUGUUGAAGAACUUGGUGUCGGGAGUGGAUUAUAACUUGUGCGUGCUGGCCAUUUUUGAUGACUCCAUCACAGCGCUGGCGGCGACCAAAGUACUGGGUUGCACCUCCUUCUCCACCAAAGACGUUUACCCCGCCUGCAGCUCUCUCCAGGCUCACUUCCUGGGAGGAACACUCACCAUCUUGGUGGGCGGUGUGGUGGUGGUCACACUCCUCGUGUUCACUGUUGCGUUAAUGGUUCGCCAUCGCGUGUGCAACCACACCAAUCACAUCAUUUGUCACAACAGCAACGCCGAGGCAGGAGUCGGGGUGUGUGGUCAGGGGGGAGGUGUGGCAGCCCGGAACAAAGAAGGGGACAGAGGUGGGUGCUACCAGUCCAGCGGUUCUGGGGACAUGAUGAUGGUGGUCCUACCUAACGGUCUGCCCUCCAAGAGAACAGGGGAAAGCGAAAAGGACAAAGAGAAGGAGGCGACAGAUUCUGCUUCAGCUCUUCCGCCAAAACUCCCCCCAAAGCCGAGGCUCAAGCCUAAGGUCAACCUGGAGCAGUUUCUUUCGGCCGGUGGCGUGGUUUCCACCAUGGCGGGAGCAGGAGGGGAGAUGGCCUUGAUGGUGCGGCAGAGGAAGCUGGACAAGGCCCCGGCGUACAUUCCUGAAAGUGACAGAACUCCUCUCUACUACUCCCCUUCCAUCUCAUCCACCCUGCCCCGCCAGUCACGCUCCAAGGAAUGCCCCAGACCUCGUCUGGAGCGACAGCUGACCAAUCGCGCCAGCUUCUCCUUGGCAGCACCCUUGAGAGACUCUGACCUGCUGGACUGGAGGAUAACAUCCACCAGCAGGGACAAAUGGAACUCCUCUCAGGCUUAUCAGAGCCCUGUUUCCCGUCUAAGCCCCGCCUGUGGGGCCGUCAGCAAGCGGCGGCACUCACUCGACAUGGGCUCCUCUGUUGCACUAGCAACUGAUGCGGCCGCCACCGUUGCCAAACGCUACGGAGCUGUCAGCUACGCCAAGAGGCUGAGCGUGAUCUGGACCAGGCGCAGUCAGUCACUCCACGGGAUGCUGGUGCAGUGCGCCUCCACCACGAGCACCGCCUCCUCCAAUACCAGCGACGAAGGUGAAAGUGGCGGAGGAUUUGGGGCUCGCUCUGAGUUUCAACGUGGAUACAUCCACGCUUAUAACACCACCAACUCCAACUCCAACACUGGUACGGCUGCUGGCAGAGCUAUAAAAGAUAGGGGCAGGGAGAAAGGGAAGGAUGGAAGGAGCACUGAAGAGCUGGAGGAAAGUAUUGUGUAGAAUGUUGGCAGAAGGUCCCAGUGGUUGGUGUUAUGACGAAGAAAUAGAGAUUACAAAUGACAGAUGGAGGAUUGUAGCUUAAUAAGAGAGGGGGAGACAAAAUCAAGUUUAAUAAACAAGAAUUGAGAGCCUUGACAGUAAAUAGCUUGAGGGGGCUUUUGGCCUUGAAAUCCUCAAAGAGAGACAGCCACACAAGCAAAAGUUCUCAAAGUAAAUAGAGACAUAAUCGAAGAGGGGAAGCGAGAACAAAGAGCUUGAAAAGGUUUAGAGCUCAGUGUGGAUUCUAGCAAAGCCUCUACACUAAUAGAAGCUGCUUCAGCCCACACAACAACACCAGACCUUGCACCGGGUUCAAGUACCAUUAUCAACACUGCAGGGGGGAUGGCAAAUGAGAUUUGGAUGUGGCUCGACUUUUUUUUUUUUUUUUUUUUUUUUUGGAUUCAGCUAAACGCAAUGAAUGUGACUUCUGUGGCUGCACUUUGGCCAGCCUUGCCUGUGGAUUACAGGAGCAUACAGUAAAUACAGAGCUAGCCAUGAUCAAUCGAUGGGUGCUGGCGGCAGCACAGUGGAGCACAGACAUUAUUAAAUCACACCCGGAUUACAAUGGAGUCGAUAUGGAUUACAAAAUGGUGGAAGUGUGUGAUGGAAGGCUUCCGUGCUGCUUCUUGUGCAUAGAGAGGUUGGAUCACGGAGCAGAUGCGUGUGUUUAUGUGAGGAGUUUUCCAGUCGACCGUUCCUGUCACAUAUGUUUGAAUGUUUUGUCAUCUUUGCAACGCGCUGGGAACAAGGAGGAUUCCGUAAAUGGAAGGCUGAAGUGUUGAAAGACAGAAUUAAUCCCUAUUUUUGCAGCUUGGACUGAAAGCAACCAUGUCCAAUGAGAUUUUUUUUUCUUCCUUUCGAGUGACUUCAUUCGUGCCACACGGAUUGUCUUGCUGUGAACACACACACGCAGAGAGACACAAACCUCUUGAGCUGGUUGGGACUUGAAAGUGGGACAACAAAACAAUCAAAAGAGUACAUAUAUAUAUAUAUAUAUAUAUAUAUAUAUAUAUAUAUAUAUAUAUAUAUAUAUAUAUAUAUACACACACACCUGUGUAUAUAUAUAUAUACACAGAUUAAAAUAAUUGUAUUUGUCGCACUGUGUGUUUCUGUUCUUCAGAAUUUUCUGGAAAUGAUGUUAGGCAAAAAUAAAACAUAGAGAAAAUGUGAUAUUUUUUAUUUUCAGACAAACUAUAAUUGGUGAAAAGUAAGCAUAAAAAAGAUGAAAAUCACACAAAGCACAAACACAGACAGAGAUGCCUAUGAAAACAACGUAUUACAUAAAUUACGACUUUUAAACAUUACUGUUGUUCCCUUGCUUUUUUUUUUUUUUUCCAUUUUGCCAAAGUCAAUAUUGUUCUCUUGACAUGAUAUAAAUAAAAAAUACAUGUAUGGAACACUGACUGCCUCAUGAACAUACAAAAGAAGACACGAGAGGGGACAAAUCGAUUGAUUGCAACUUAUUUUAGGAAUUUUGCCCGUCAUCCACAAUGCUUAUGGGGAUUCACAUAUUCUGCAUAUAAAGCCCUCUAUCAAAAAAGCUUCAACAACGUUUUAUCGUUUUAUAUACAUGCUGUGACCAUGUAGUAACAGGCACACUGAUGAUAACAUGUAAUUUAUGUAAUUACAUGUAUUUUGCUCAUUUUAUGGAACUGGAACUUCUCUUGGCUGCAUUGAUUUCACAGAGUCCAGAGCAAAAAACUACUUCCAUCAACAACAGCAGCAUAGAGAGCGCUUUUGCUACCAAUCAUGGCGGACUUUGUGAGACCCGACGACGAGCUACUUGUCACUUAGAAUAAUGUUGCUAGGUGCUACGCAGAUCCGGCUAUAGUGAAACACUAAGCCAUUCUCGUAGCAUUAUCAUGUAGCACUACUGCUAGACGUUUCAUUGGCAA
Dunckerocampus dactyliophorus (ringed pipefish) is the source of this 5974-nucleotide messenger RNA. RefSeq names its product leucine-rich repeat and fibronectin type-III domain-containing protein 4-like. The record is from RefSeq and is a predicted model, not a curated record. The transcript is spliced from 8 exons. The coding region runs from base 939 to 4040 and encodes 1033 amino acids. Gene Ontology annotation, molecular function: protein binding. NCBI's taxonomy places the organism in Eukaryota, Metazoa, Chordata, Actinopteri, Syngnathiformes, Syngnathidae.